Aspergillus oryzae RIB40 is the source of this 951-nucleotide messenger RNA. RefSeq lists its product as uncharacterized. NCBI's taxonomy places the organism in Eukaryota, Fungi, Ascomycota, Eurotiomycetes, Eurotiales, Aspergillaceae. The record is from RefSeq and is a predicted model, not a curated record. The transcript has a single exon. The coding region runs from base 1 to 951 and encodes 316 amino acids.
AUGCGAAUACAAUCCUUGGUUGUGCUGGGGACGGUCUUCUCGGGCGCUAUUGCUCAUCCUGAGCCUGGUGCUGAACUGUCGUCGAAAUGGCCUUCUACCACAACUGGCCCCGUUACAGCGCCAACACCCGCAAUACUGCAGGGCAAUAACGGCCCAAGAAACAAACGUUACGAACGUGGGUGGCUUUUAGAAAAACGAGAUUCAACUACGGAGGAUGCUGCAACCACCACAGAAGACAUUACCAGCACGACUGAAGAAGCAACAACAACAACAACAGAGGCCACCACGCAGGCUGAUACCACGACGGCCCCCACAACCACUGAUGCCACAACUACGACGGAGUCCUCGACGACAACCACCUCGAGCACGACUAGCACGACUAGUUCCACCAGCUCGACAACCUCGACAACCUCCUCAACCUCGACCACAUCCUCUACAUCCCAAUCGACGAGUAGCAUGACAACGACCACCACAAAGAGCACAUCCACUGCCGCCACAACGACCAGCUCGACAUUUACUGCGACAACCACAACUAGUGCUGAAAUGCGAGAAUACAAUCGUCGUGGACACAUAGCCGCCAUCAUCACUUUUAGCAUACUGGGGGCUAUCUUCUUUGGUUACGGUUUCCUUCACUGCUAUCUGUCAUCACGAAAGAAGCGCCAGAUUGCAGCGAGAAAGGCAGCAGCCGAGGCCGGAUCAAACUACUCCUUGGUUGCAUUGAACGAGGGUGCAAAAUCACAAAGUGAGGUUAACUUUGACCGGUCCUCUAUGAUGUUCGCUUCUCAGUCUCCGUCUCGUACGGAUUUGUCUUCCAUGGUUCAACAAGGUGCCGGUGCGCAAGGGUAUAGCCAGCCAAUGACGCGACCUUCAUCGCUGGCAGUCAGUGAGACUCUUCACCAAAGUCCGCCAGCUGGUCCGCGCUCUCUUAGUCCCCGGGGAAAUUUCAUCUAA